AUUAGCUCGCUAGCCCGUCGAGCUAAGCUUGUGUUUUCCGAUGCGGCUACGUUAGCUCCACUCCAAACCUCUGUUAUUAAACGACGCCACACAUUUGGCUUUUAGAGAACAAACUCGACCAUCUGAUUUGACUUUUAAAAUCUCCAAGGGGUUUAUGUCAACGGCCAAAGGUGAUUCUGUAGUGCCGCACAGUUUGCCCAAGUCAUCUACCUGGAUGAGGGAGCGCCGCCAUGAACAAGCUACGGCAGAGUUUCCGGCGGAAGAAGGACAUCUACGUGCCCGAGUCCAGCCGGCCGCACCAGUGGCAGACGGAUGAGGAGGCGGUCCGCAGCGGCAAAUGCAGCUUUGCGGUCAAGUACUUGGGACACGUGGAGGUGGAAGAGUCGCGGGGCAUGCACAUCUGCGAGGAAGCCGUCAAGCGGCUCAAAACGGACAGGAAAUUCUUCAAAGGAUUCUUUUCCAAAGCUGGGAAGAAGGCAGUGCGUGCAGUGCUAUGGGUGUCGGCGGACGGGCUCCGCGUGGUUGAUGACAAAACUAAGGACCUGAUCCUCGACCAGACCAUCGAAAAGGUGUCAUUCUGCGCGCCGGAUCGGAACUUCGAGAGAGCCUUUUCGUACAUCUGCCGGGACGGGACGACGCGCCGCUGGAUCUGCCACUGCUUCAUGGCUGUCAAAGACUCGGGAGAGCGGCUCAGUCACGCCGUGGGCUGCGCCUUCGCCGCCUGCCUGGAGCGCAAGCAGAAACGGGAGAAGGAGUGCGGUGUCACGGCCACAUUCGACGCCAACCGGACUACCUUCACCCGCGAGGGCUCCUUCCGGGUCACCACGGCCACGGAGGCGGCCGAACGGGAGGAAGUCAUGAGGCAGCUGCAGGACUCUAAAAAAAGCGAGAGCGACGCAAAGGCAGCGGGCAACUCGUCCGGCGGCGGCGUGAUCAACGUCUCCGCCGUUCAGUCGGGAAACUCCCCGUCGCCCACGUCCUCGCCGCCCCUCUCGCUGGGCACCCUGGGCGUCCCCCGCCCACAAGCCCACGCUGACGUGAUGGCCAGGCAGGGCUCGUUCCGCGGCUUCCCGGUGCUCAGCCAAAAGACGUCGCCCUUCAAGCGCCAGCUGUCGCUGCGCAUGAACGAGCUACCCUCCACCGUGCAGCGCAAGUCGGACUUCCCCAUCAGGAACGCGGUACCCGAGGUGGAAGGAGAGAACGACAGUAUAAGCUCGCUGUGUACUCAGAUCACCACGGCGUUCAGCGGACCUCCAGAGGACCCCUUUUCCUCAGCGCCCAUGCCCAAAGCGCUUGCCUCGCCACAGUCACCCGCAGCGCCAGUCAACGGCUCUGCCGCUAUCGCCUCCUUUUCCGCUCAUCCUCACUCCCAUCCUCUUCCUCCUCCCACCCUUCCCACCGCUGCUGCUGUUAAUCCUCCAGCUCCGAGCUCAGCAGCGUUGGCCCCCGCUCUGCCCGCUCGAGACACUAACCCCUGGGCCAAGACCCCCGCUGGGGUCCCGGCCCCUUCCACGGCGGGAGGUGAUUGGUCGUCGUCCACUCCCGUCAUCAUCGCCCCGCCCGCGUUUUCUCCGGCGUUGUCUUCGCACAAGCGCACCCCCUCUGAAGCAGAAAAAUGGCUGGCGGAGGUUUCCAAGUCUGUCCGGGCUCCUCCGGCCAAGCCCAUCCUGGCGGCGGCGCCACAGCCCGCCCUGCCAUUUGUGGCCCCCAUGGCACCCUCACCCCCGAUGGCGUACGUGCCCCUGUUGCCCCCGCGCCAGACUGCUUUCCACUCCAUGUCCAACGGGCUGUCCUUCCCACAGCCCAGCGUGCCCGUGGUGGGCAUCACCCCCUCACAGAUGGUGGCCAAUGUCUUCGGAUCGGUCGCGCAACCCCAGCCCUUUCUCGCCCCGGCGCCCGUAGCGCCCCCGAGUGUUGUCAUCCCGGGCCCCUUCAUCAAGCCCCCGCCGUCGCCCGCCACCGCUAGCCCUGCCCGCGCGCACCCCGCCAACGGCGGCGGCAGCUUCAACGGGGCGAACAAUUGGGCUACUCCGCCCCAUCCGCCCGCCACCUCCUCGCCGGCUAACGCCGCCUCGCAGGAGCCACAGGAAGAUGCCUUUGAGGCCCAAUGGGUGGCGCUGGAGGGGCGCUCGCACCAGCGUACCACGCCGUCGCCUACCAACCCCUUUUCCACCGAGCUGCACAAAACCUUUGAGAUCCAGCUUUGAUGACUGUGCCUGAAGAAAGGGUAGGAAGGGAAAAUCUCCAAUUGCGGGGGAGGUGGCGGUCGCGGGGAAGUGGGGGGAGAGCCGGAGCGUUGACAUCUAAGACCCCACCCUACUCCUCAGAAAAACCCUGCUGCUGUUCUUCACAAGUCUCAUCAGCAUUCUCUGUGCUCGUUUGAUCGUCCUGUGGAACAUCCACUUUUCCUCCCACCGCCGCCACCCCCUCUCUGUAAGCCGCUUCUUACCCACUCAACUCUCAACCACCUCAUGCCCACCAACCUCACCCGACUGGAAGAAUAAAGCAAGACAAUGCCAAAAUGUUUAUUUUUAUGCAUUAAGUAUAUUUUAAAUAGCUACGGAUUUCAACCGUCAUCAUGCCAAAGGCACAAAUUAUAUAUUAGGGAUGUGCAUCUCUCCAAUAAAACAAAAACGACAAUUUGGUAUGUAUCCCAAUACAUCUGGUGCAAUACAAUUCAUUUACGGUUCAAGUGUGACGAUUUGAUUUGGUCCGAUUCAGUGGGAUUACGAAUCGACCCGAUGUGGUACUGCUGAAUUCGAGAAAGUAUGAUGCAAUGACUUGUUCAUUUUUAAAAAAAUGAAUGAACUUAGUUAUUGUAAAUGUGGCAUUUCCUUCAAAUAUAUCUCUCUACAAGGUGAUUUCUAUCAUAUCUCUAUAGAUUUUAAAAUGGAACAAUUCGGUUGGAUUUAACACACUCGCCUUUCAAAUCAAAACUGUUUUUUCGAUUCAGAUUGUUUUUUGCCACACCCCUAAUAUAUAUAUUUACUGUAUAUAUGUACACAUAUAUUACAUAUGUAAUAUGUGUUACAUAUGUGUAUAUUAUACAUAUGUAUAUUUUACCUACAUAUAUAAAUAUAUAUAAAGUAUCACACACAGCAGUGCUAAUUUUUAAUGUGAUGUAAAGAGAUUUUGUGAAGGGACAGCUGCUUUACUGUUAUUUUUUUUGCAUAUUUUAUUCUAUUUUAUUUUUAGUCUUGGUGGUCGACUGUAAAUAUUGCAGUAACAAUCAACAAGGACCUAGCAACAACGGCAGCAAUGAUCGGCAAUCUUUUUAUUCUUGAGUAUGCUUGUUUUUGGGAUGUGUCUAAAACGUAUCUUUUUUUUUUUCAAAAACUAGUGGAUUCCUCAUGUUUUGCUUUUACACAAGCACUAAUAACAUGAGAUGAUUGGAACUCCUCCAUCAGCCCGCUGCUUAAAGAGUUACAGGGAGAUGACAACUGAAACAUUUUCCAUUAUUUCCUGGCUGUCGUGUUUUGUUUUGUUUUUUGUUUUUUUUCAAAUCAAAACCUGUGAAUAUAAUCUUUUGUCUGAUCUAUUUUUCCAUUUUGUAAUUAUUUCACAACUUUAUUCCAUUCGUCUGGAGAAAUGUUGAAGUUAAAUUUAAAAGGUUGAUUAAAUGAUGGUGGCAGAGAAAA
Molecule: messenger RNA, 3638 nt
Organism: Syngnathus acus (greater pipefish)
Lineage: Eukaryota; Metazoa; Chordata; Actinopteri; Syngnathiformes; Syngnathidae
Gene: numb
Product: NUMB endocytic adaptor protein
Exons: 11
Coding region: 231-2207 (658 amino acids)
Molecular function (GO): cadherin binding
Source: RefSeq, a predicted model, not a curated record